AGAGGGUCAAACAGCAACACGAGAGGUCGCAAGUCAGGACACGCACUACUGGCUCGCACAGAAUAGAACGUUCCUACGGCUAACUUUAGCGUCUUUUCAACGACUAGACUCGGCAGAAAGAACCAGGAUCGUCCACGUCAAUCCAACAGGUGUCAGCAGAUCUACAAGCAACGAUUACGUCACAGUAACCAUGGAAACCUCAAAGUCAGGGUUCCAGCACCAGCCGGUCAAGAUCCUCAUGAUCCUCGGCGCCUGGCUCGCCUUCUUCGUCUGCAUCACCUUCAACGCGCUGUCAGCCAGCGGAGCCAGCAAAGGCCUGUUUAACAGCACACAAGGUGAACUAUCAGACAAGUACUACAACGACUUGGUCCCCGCCGGCUGGACAUUCUCAAUCUGGGGGUUUAUCUAUGCGUGGACCGCGCUGUGGCUCCUCUACGUCACCACCACCAUCUUCCGCAAGACGUCCGAGGGCUACGUGUACAUCGUGGCCGAUCUGCUGCCUUGGUACUUCUUCGUUUCCUGGUACAUCAACCAAGCCUGCAACGUCACCUGGCUCUUCGUUUUCGACAAUGAACAUCUCGUAGCUUCUGCCUGCGUCCUCGCUCUUAUCCCCUUCACUCUCUACAUCUGUCUUUUCGCCUCCUAUCGUGAAGUGGACAGGCGCGGCGUGUGGUUAACAGAGAACUCUCCUGUUGAUCUCUGGCUCACCCGUGCGUUUGUCCACAAUGGCCUGGCCAUCUAUGCCACCUGGACAACUAUCGCAACCCUUCUAAACUUCGGCAUUGCUCUUAUCUAUGCCGGUGGCUACGACAACACAGAUGUCGUGACCGGCCUGAUCGCUGUUCUUCUGGUCGAGUGCCUGGUCUGGUAUGUUCUGGAGAACUUCGUUCUCGACCGCUACUGUCGCUACAACUUGAUCAUCUGGGUUGUUGUGAUUGUGGCUCUGACCGGUAGCCUGGUGGAGCACUGGGGGCCCCAGAAAAGGAACAGCAUCUUUACGGCUAUUCUCAUUGGCCUGGUGGCUUUCCUGUUCACCAUCCGCCUCUGUCUUGUCGUGUAUCGACACUUCAAGAACCCCCUGUAUAAGAAAUUCGUGCUGCCCACUACAGAACAGGGCAAGAACAACGGCACUUUUAACAUGACCUAGAUUCACUCGCUCACUCACUCACUCACUCACUCACUCACUCACUCACUCACUUUCUAUUUUAUGAUAGGAGAGUUUGAAGUUUCCUGGGAUGUUUCCUUUGAUCGUAUUGUAAAGCAAGAUGUGCUCUAUAACUUUUUCAACAGUAUUAACACAAAUUAACGUUCAUCGUCAUUUGUAGUGUUUCUGUAUAUCUCUAUAUAUAUACUGUAUGCGUAAUUACCUGUAUUAUAUUAUAUCUUCAUUGGUUUAUAUCAAACCACUUACAUGUAUGUAGGUAGCACAAGCUGUGAUGUUUUGUAUUCAAUUUGAUAGCGAUAUUCUGCAAUAAAAUUACUGAGAUUA
Branchiostoma belcheri (Belcher's lancelet) is the source of this 1489-nucleotide messenger RNA. RefSeq lists its product as uncharacterized. The transcript has 3 exons. Lineage: Eukaryota; Metazoa; Chordata; Leptocardii; Amphioxiformes; Branchiostomatidae. The record is from RefSeq and is a predicted model, not a curated record. The coding region runs from base 191 to 1147 and encodes 318 amino acids.